This is a messenger RNA of Volvox carteri f. nagariensis, 9963 nucleotides long. RefSeq lists its product as uncharacterized. Bases 1 to 9963 code for a protein of 3320 amino acids. Lineage: Eukaryota; Viridiplantae; Chlorophyta; Chlorophyceae; Chlamydomonadales; Volvocaceae. The transcript has 13 exons. The record is from RefSeq and is a predicted model, not a curated record.
AUGGCGACUUACACGCCAGGGACGCACUUCAGCUCCAAGCCCCAGUCCGCUACCUAUCUGAAGAAUCAUCGCAAAGCACCCAAGGCGACGAUCAAGUUCAAUACCCCUCUUAUGACGAUUCUUGCCUCGCCCAAGGACCAUGGCGACAAGUCUUCCAAGCCCCAACCCUCGCUCCCCGCUCCCCAUCACCCGUACGACACAGAAGAUAGGAUCCUGACCCAGCAGCCGCCGCCGCGCCCCGGAGACAGCAGUAGCAGCGGCGGCGGCGGCCCGCCACUGCGGCAGCCGCCAUCACAGGGACAGCAGGACCAGCCGUCGACGCCGUCGCCACCUUCCCCGGCCUCAAUUGAAACUGCCAACGAGCCCGAUGCGGCUGCGGCAGACCCUGUGACGUGCGAACGUACGGCAAUGGGGCCAUUGCAGGAUACAGUAGCAGAAGACUCUCCUCCGCAUGUAGAGGUGCGCGGUAGUCCUGUUACUCUACCAGCCGUAGCUGCCGCCGUUGAAGUUGCUACAGCCCUGUACUUCCCGCCGCUGCCCGCCGACUCUGCUGAUGUCGGCCUAGUUGGGGCAGCGGCGGAGGCGGUUGUGGCCGCCGCGGAGAGCGACUGCGUUGAGGCCGUUAGCGUUCGUCAAUCCGCACGUUCGCCGCCUGCGUCUCCUGCCGAGAGCUAUAUGGCUUUGGAUGGCGGUGAUGCAGCCUCUGCUGCUUGUGGCGGCGACGUCAACGACAGCCGUGUAGCAGGCGGUCAUGGAGACAGGGAAGGGUGUGCCGUGGCGGCGGCAGCGGCGGAGCCGCCACUGCUGCCAAACAUUCAGCAGGGCAUCACGCCCAGCAGUAGCACUGACGGCGGCAGUGGUAGCGGAGCUGUAGCUGGCCAAGAGAGUAGUCGUAGCGAUGGGUCCUGGGCGGCCGCACUGACGAUGACCGUUACGGUGUCGAGCGGCGGCGACGGCAGCGGGCGCGACGUUGCUGCCGUACCGACGCCUUGUGUCCCCGAUGAGAGCCUGUUGGCGGAAUCUAAUGCCGUACUACAAGAUGGCGCCGACGGCGGCCCAGGCUGCCGCGGACAAAAAUCGAGUCCCAUGCGGGCGUCGCUUGGUGCGACUGGUGUUGUAACCACUGCUGCUACUGCCAUUGAUCUGCUAACGGCGGCUAAUCAGACAUUCCUGGCGGAGCGCCCUCCCUCCCCUUCGCGGCUGGAUGCCGCAGCACCAGCGGGGGCGGAAGCAACAAAAGACGAUAUGGAGGCAGAGCAGAAGGAGCAGCAGCAGCAGGAGCGCCUCCUCCGCGCGGCUACAGCCUCCAGUCAGUGUCGAUCCGCGCUACAGCUGCUGGCAGCGGAUCUGGCCAGCCGACUUCGCGCCGCGUCAUCGCUUUCGGACCGCUGUUACUGCUGCUACAGCCACGGCGGUGGCGGUGAAGAGACCCUUGUGGGUGCCGUACCCACGGCGGCGGCGGCAGCGGCAGCUAUCCGGCGGGGGGGCCAGGCGGUGUCGCCGUCCGAGCUGUCCAGCCUCCGCGUGCAAGUUGAGGCGGUAGCGCUGCUUGUAUCGGCGGUGCCGUACAUUGCGACGGCGGCAACGGUGACCGCUGGCGAAUGCUCCUCGCCCGCAGCUCCGGCGGAAGCACAGCUGGUUGACGGCUGUAGCGGCACUUCCGCCGCGACGCUGCAACAGCUGUCGGAGGCGCUGCUGGCGGCUGUCGAUACCGGCAGAUGCCGUCGGCACCACGCCACGCAACCCUGCGUGCUGGCGGCACCGCUGGCCAGUCUUGCGGAGGCCCUUAGUGGCUGGACAACGGCCGUCGUCAGCGGCGACAGCAGCGGCAGCGGCGGCGCCUCUGCCGCCGCAGCGGCGGAGCUGGCCACCCGGCUGUCGCAGUGCGGCGCCUGGCUGUUGCACUACAGCCGCCAGGCGGCACAACUGGCGGCGCCGCCGUCGCCGUCGUCGUCAACAGCCCCCGAGGUGCUCCCGGGUUCGCCAACUUCGACUGAGGCUGCGGCAGAAAGCUGCAUCAUCGUGACUGGGUUGAGACAGGGGACACCGGCGCAAUCAAAGGCGAAAGUUGUGGCGGAAUCAGCUAUUGCCGCAGAGGCUAACGUGCUGCCUCUUGCGCCUCUGCAGCUAUUGUCGCCGAGGACUAGCAGUCCAGGUGACAUCCGCAGCGGCAGGUGCGAUCGAUUUGUCCGGAGGACCGACGGCGACGCCGGUGGUGACGCUGCUUUACUGGAUUCCGUGACAGACGCGUUGGCCCCGUCGGCGGCGAAGUCCUUAAAGCACGUCAAGGCCAAGGUUGCCGCUGCCGUAUUGACGGAAUCGGUGGAGGAAAUGGUCUCUGCUGUGCAACUUGUCAUGUACGACGGCGAGAUGGGCAUGUACGGCAGCAGCGCCAAGGAUGACGGAACCGGCAACGCCUGUAGCUGUACCGUAAACGAAGAGGUGAUGAGUGAUCGCAUCUGUACGGCAGCGGCGGAGGCGGGGCGGGAGGAGCAAUUCACCGUUCCGAAGGUGAUGCCGCCGCUGAUGGUGGCGGCGGCAGAGACAGGAAUGGAUGACGCGCUUCAGGACGCCGCUCCUGUAAUUGUGACGGUGACGGCGAAGCCGGCGGCUGGUCGUCAGCUAGUCAGCGGCGCACGGGAUGCGACGGCGGCUGCCGUACUCGUCAUCCCGACCGCCUCCGCCAAGCCCCGGACGCCGCGACCGCCGCUACCGGACGCGCCAGCGGCGGCGGAGGCCCCCAUCACCACCGAUCCCCAAGAUCAUGCAUCCCACCAGCUACACCACCAACAUCAAGACCAGCAGCUGCAGGAGCAAAGCAGCGAGCAGGGCCUGCCGCCGCCGCCGUCGCCGUCGCCGCAGCAGACUCCGCAAAAAAAGGAUAAUCAGGGGCUUUCCGCCAGCACCGCAAGCCGCAGCCCCAAGCCCAGCCAGAUCGAUCGCGCCGCCGGCCUCCUUCGCACCGCUCAAGGUCAAGUACGGCCGCCUCUGCCAGACAGUACGGUAGUAUUGCUGGCGGCUCUGCCGGGACCCUUCACCUCGACGGCGACGUCUUCGAGAGCGCCGAAAUCGUCCGCUGCCCGAUCGAGGGACGAGUACGGUUUGUGGGCUGACGUCGACCAGCUGCUACAGGAGGUCGUUGCCCUGGCGGCGGUGCCGGCGGCGGCCCAGGAAGGUACGACAGGCAUGGCAGGAUUUCGAGUCCUCCGAGGUGACGACCCGGAGGAUCCGAAAGGGGCUGUUCCGAAGGGUGAUGAGUCGACGGCAGCUGCAGCGGCGGUGCUCGCUGCGCGAGCGCACUUGCUGCUUGGCGUGUUGGCCGUCGCGACAGCUGACGGCGCCGCGGGCGAGGCGGCGGCAGCCGCGGCGGAGGCGCUCAUCAGGCCCAGGUUGGGCUGUGGCCCGGCGUUAAGCGCCGCGUCCGGUCUUAUCACGGCAGCGGCGGUGGCGGCGGCGGAGAAUAUUGGGGGGUCGGGAGGCGGAGGUGCUGGUGAUUGGCGGCGGCUCGAGUGCAUGGGACUCCUGGCGGAGGCAGUCGCCCUGCGCGGCGCGGUACGGGAGGUCCGCGGCAAGCUGUACGGCGCAACGCGGCUGUACGACGAGGCACUCGCGCUAUGCCAGACGGAGGUACUCGGCUGCAACCCGCCGGCGCACCUGCUGCUUCUGAGAGCCGCCCUCGCGGGUGCACGCGCCCGCUGCGCCGUACGGCUGGCGACCAUCAUCCCCUUCGCCGUCGGCGCCUCGCCGCGCUGCAGCCGGUGGUCCGACACGGCGGUGCCGGUCACAGCAGAGUUUUGCGCUGUGUGCGAGUUCCUCGCUGCUACUGCCGUCGAACCGCCGGCUUCGGAUGACCCAUGGGUCGCGACCGCCGCGCCGCUGCCGGCGCUUGCGGAGGUGGCCAUGGUGCUGGUACGCUUACAGUUGCUGGCGGCAGGGACGGAGACGGAUACGCCGGGGCAGUUGUCGUCACCGCCAUCGUCGCCGCACAGGGCCGCCCCUUCCCGCCACGACCGGGCUGUCCUACUGCACGAGGCAGCUGAGUUAGCUUGCAGCGCGCUCCGCUGGAUGCUGGUCGCCGCCGCCGCCGCCGCUGAACCCACCUGUACGGCAGGGACGACGACGGCAGCGCGAGAACAGCUGCCACCUCGUUACGCUGAGUCCGCACUUCUGGCGGCAGUGUGCGUGGCGGCGGCGACGCCACCGUCCCGUCUUCCGUCGACGGGGUCCAGCUCCGCCGUCGACAGCGGUGCCCACGACCACGUUGUGCCGUGCGCUGACGGCGGCGCAGGCCCGGUGGUUGCGGCAAUCGCAGCGAUGUCGGAGAGAGCCCCUGCAUCAAGCGAUGCGCCGCCUCCGCUGCCUCCUCCGCCAGUGGUGGAGGUCUUGGCUGCAGGGGGCGCUGGCGACAAGGACUCUUGGGAGCGAGCUUGGGAGUGGGGCAAGAUGGCGCUGAGCGCCCGGCAGGAGGCAAGUAUGGGAUACGCCAUAUAUUGGGGUUCCAUACCAGACAAGAUGGAUAACGGUCAGGCAGAUAAUACGUUGAUAGCGCUAUACGGCGUGGAUUCGGAUCCAGCUCUGGAGGCCCAGGCGUUCCUAGCCCACGUGGCGGGUGCGGGACUGGGGCUGUGGCAUGUGGCUGAGCCCCUGCUGCUGAGCCUGGUGGCGCUGCGAGGAGAGCAGCUAGGGCCGGCGCACCCCGUCACGCAGGCGGCUGCCGCGUACUACCUGGACCUGCUGCUGCGCCACCAAAGGGCUGCUGCAGAGGGACCUGUGUGUGACCCGCUCCGCACCGCCGAGAACGUCCUGCGGCGGCUACUGCCCAGAGCCCUAGCCCACCAGCGUCAGCUGCUGCAGCAGCGCCAGCCGCCGCAGCCAGCGCAGCACUCCGCCGCUGGUUCCAAUCACACCACAUCCACCAACGCCGCCGCAGCAGCAGCCAGGACGGGUUUCCGAGCCACCAACAGCAGCGGUGGCGGCGCCGCUUCCACUGUAUCAACCGUACACCGCUCCAGGACUCCGAGCGCGGGCAGCGGCGGCUGCUCUGAUGAGCACGCAACAGCCGCGGCAGGGCCUUCCUCGCCUUUCUCAUCCUCUUCGCCAGCAGGAGGAGCUGGCGGCGUCGCGGUAUCUGCGUCGCCGUUGCCGCUAGUGAAGCUGCAGCACCGGCUUGAGGAGCUCAAGCGUAUGCAUGUGCCGGCGGCGGCGACGGCGGCGGCGGAUGAGGCCGAGCUUGAGCCGGAGGAGGCCCCUCACGAAGCGGCGGUGGCCCCGCUAGACUUGCUGCAACCCGCGGCGGGAGUACUGCAACCCGCGCAGGCGGCACAACCGAAGGCAAGCGCGCCGCGGACAGGUGCUACUGAUAAUAUCGGUGCCGGUGCUACUGCCGUCGUACAACCGACGGGGACGGGUCCUGCGGGUAGCAUGUCCAAAGCAUCCGGUCCAGUUGUUGUGAAAGCGGUGCCGGGUAGAGUGAAAGCCGCGGCAGCGGCGGCGGCGGCGCCACCGCCGUCAGCGUCGUCUCCGAGGCCGCCGGCACCUCAGGGCGCCCCUGGCCUCGCUCCUCCCUCGAUGGCCACAGCCGGCGGCGGCAACAACGCCUCCCCUGGACCGGUGCGUCGAGGCUCAUCAGUGCCGCGACCAUUGCCGUGGCCGCAGCAACAAAUCGCGUUACAAAGGACGCAGGCAAUGGCGCCGGCAGCAGCUGGAACACAGGCGGCGGCGGCGCCGUUAAACCCGUCAGUAACGGCGCUGGCGGCCCCGAACCAGCAAGCACGGACACAGGCGGUGCCGGCCAAGGUGACGACGACGGCGGCACCGGCGGCGGCGGCGGUGGCAGUACGGCGGCAGCAGGCCCGCUCCCCGAGGACUCAAUCUGCGGCGGCGGCCGGUGCAGCGGCUGCGCCCGUGGCAAAGACCGUUGCAUUACAACCAGCUCCGGCGGCAGCGUCCCGUGCUUCACCGAGGUCGGCAGUGACGCGUCCCAAUGAGGCGCCCUUGAUGCAGCAAGCAAUGAGGUCAAUGCUUGCAGGGACCGGGCUGCUGUCCGCGUCGGCGCCCAUAGCAGCUGCAGGUGCGCCGGCGGCGGCGGCGGCGGCGGGAAGCUCCGCCAGCCGAUCUCAACCCAAGCUGCUGGCGUUCCGUCGAGCGGCGGCGGCGCUUCGUAAGUCCGCGGAGGCCAUGGACGCCGGCGGCACAGAUGGGAAGGCGCGUGCUGGCGUCCUCACUGUGGCGGCGGCGGGUAACGGCCGUACGGCAACUGCCGUUGGGGCCGGCAACACGUCAGCGGCCGGGGAGGCGCCGCCGCCAGCACCAUCUCCGAGGCCGUCACUUAAGUCAGUUGCGGCGGCAUUCAAGGCCGGGCUGACGAGCUCGCCGUCGGCGCCGUCGCCGGUCGCGAGAGCUAUGACGGCAUCGCCGUUGUCCAGCCGAUUUGUGGCUGCGGCUUCGGAGCGCGAUGCCUUGACGUCCGCGAGAGGCGCUCUGGGACGUUCCUGGCAGGGUCUCAAGCAACAGCUGGAGCCUAGGGUGACGCGGACGCUUGCCCCUAGCGAAGAGAACCGUGCCGUUGCAGCCCUAGGAACAGAGGCCAUGGCGGCGACAGCGCCGAUGCCGGAGCCAGAGGCUGCUCGUAAGGCCAACGCUGCGGCGGAAAUGGAAUCUGACGCAGCGAAGGUGGAGGCUGCGGUGCAGGCUGUAGCGGAAGCCGUGGCGAAGGCGCAUGCGGCGGCGAAAGCAAGGGUCACCAGGAAAGGGGAGAGGGUCGGGAAGGCAGAAGCUGCAGCGAAGGCAGAAGCUGCAGUGAAGGCUGAGGCCGCAGCGAAGGCUGAAGCCGCAGCGAAGGCUGAAGCCGCAGCGAAGGCUGAAGCCGCAGCGAAGGCCGAAGCCGCAGCGAAGGCGGAAGCCGCAGCGAAGGCCGAAGCUGCAGUGAAGGCUGAGGCCGCAGCGAAGGCCGAAGCCGCAGCGAAGGCGGAAGCCGCAGCGAAGGCCGAAGCUGCAGUGAAGGCUGAAGCCGCAGCGAAGGCGAAGGCAGCAGCCAAAGCGGAAGCGGCUGCGAGGAAAGCCGACAGUGCUGCGAAGGCCAAGGAAAGGAAAACGCGCCGCCGAGCGGACAUCACCACCUCCACUUCCGUGACGGUUCUGCCAACGGCCGCUGCUGCAGUGGUGCAGAGUUUCCCCGUCGCAAUAUCCCCUCGUGCUGUCACACACACCCAUGUCGAGUCGUCAGUAUUGCCACGGCACAACACGCAUACGCAAGCCGUCUCCAGGUCGGCGCCAAGGGAGAAGCCGUUGCCGUCCUGCGACGAUGUACGUUAUGAUCCGGAUCCGGAUACAGCGCAAAGUACAGCGCAAGCCGAUGGCCAGCCUGACAUGGCGGGUGUGCCGUCAGGGCCGCCAGGAAGGCCUGAGCUAGAGGCGGGUGUGGGCAGAGACGGCGUGAUUGUGGGGCACUCUGUUUUGCAUGGGGUAAGCAGGGCGGCUGCAGCUGCAGCUGCUGCUGCUGCCCUGUCGGCGCCUCUGAAGGCUGAGCAACAGCAAAAGGCAGAAGUCACGCUGCAGCCGGAGUCGGCUAGACUACCGCCAGGGUUGUCGUCUUCAAGGACGGGGACGGACCCCGGCACUGAGGAGCUUCAGCCGCCGCAGCCAUCAGUUUCGCCCAUGGUGAUGCAGCGCGGCACAGUCACCUCAGCGACACUGUCGGCGGCGGCGGCGGCGCUGCUGCACGCCGGGCGACAACCGUUACCCGAGGAGCCGCUGCCGCCGCUGCAGCAGCAGCACCGGCGAGCUCCUCCUGCACUAUCUCUGGCGGCGUCCAUUUCAGCGCUGCUGACGGCGGCGACACCGGUGGCUUCGCCGUCGGCCAAGGGGUCUCCGCCAGAAAGUGGUCAUGCCUCGCCAUCGCCAUCGCCGCUGCCAGCGCUAUCCCAGCUUGGCGGUGGUCCUAUUAGGUCAGGACGAUCGCCGGGAUCACAAUCGGCGGCGGCGGUGCAGCCGCCGCCAGCUGCAGGAGCAGCCGCUGUCGGCAGGUCACGCAACGACGGCGACGUCAGCGUGGCGGAAGGUGGAAGAAAGGCAUUACUUGAGGUCGAGUACAGUGGGGAUGCGGAUGAAGAUGAGGGUGUUCCCUUGCAGCCGUUGCCGUUGCCGCCGCCACAGGAGCCGCCGCCGCCGCCGCUGCAGACCCUCAGGGAGCCGCCACUGGCGUCACCGAGUUCCCCCGGCAGCGGCAACGCGACGGCGACGGCGGCGUCGGCAUUAUUGGCAGUAUCUGGAUCGCGACGCCGUGUAGCGGACACCUUGCCGUCGCCGCUACAGCCUCGGCCCUCCUCAAUCGACUGCUCGGCGCCAGUGCCGCUACAGCCUCUUCCCCUGGAGCCGUUGCCGUCGAUGCAGGUUCCUGCGCCGUCAGUACAGCCGAUGCCGGCGGCGGCACCCGGCGCAUUGGCGGCCGACUCACCGGCGCUGUCGUGGACCUCCGUCAAGCCUGCCGUACCGGCGGUGGGCGCCCCGGAGGAACUCAACGCGGGCGUGCGGGUUUGCCCCGACACGGACAUCGCCCUUCUUCAUCUCAGACGAUCGCGACGGGGUUUAGGGCUACAGCCGCUGGAGGUUGGCAGCAGCGGUUCGGCACGUGAGCGUGACGGCGGGGGGAGGAGUCAGUCGCACAGCCCGUCGCCACUGGAGACGGGCGAAAGUCCGGCGGGCGCGGCAGCGGCGGCGGUCGAGGCGGCGGCGGCGGCGGCGGCCAGGCGGAAGGGUCCUGCCAGGGCAGGGCUCCGAGACAUAUUGGAUGAUGGGCGGCAACAUCAACAACAGCAGCAGCAGCAACAGGUGUGGGAGGGCUCGGACAGCUGGCGGCGUCACGUGGCAGGCUUGGCGCCGCUGCCGCGGCAGCGGCUGCUGCCGCAACCUGGGGAAUGGAGAGGAGCAGAAACUGCCGCCGACCAAGCCGCCGCCGCUGCCGCCGGGGCCGGGGCGGCAGUGGCAGGUGCAGCACCUCAGCAGUUUAAACCCAUCGGCGGAUGCACCGGCGGUCGCAGUCGGAGCACCGCCAAUGGCGACAUCGUUGGAGAUACGCUCCGCGACUCAUGGGGCCCGAGCGCUAUGCGACGAAGGACAGCGGAGCCGUUCACCGCGCAGUUCGAUGACGACGAGGACGAUGACGGUGGUGGUGGCGGCAUCGACGCCAUCACAACCGGACUCGUUACAGAUCGAGUGGGUCUGGAAGGGGAUGCGGGAGGAGGAAGAACUGCUAGAAAGGGCUGGGGGGUACCGCUGGGAGCUGCUGGGGGGUUUGUUGGAGUGGGCGCUGCUGGCGGUAGCCGAUUGACGGGAACUCUACGGCGGCAAAGAGCAUCGCUGUCGGCGCGUGACGGCAUUCAUUUGGCACGCGGUGAAGUAAUGGCGGAGCCGCAGCUCGGUACGGCCGCAGCCGAGUGGGGCGCUGCGGUGGUGGUUACCGCCUCUGUGGGAGGGGCCGGUACUGCGGAAAAAGAGAAACCCUCUGCUGGAAACGGCGCGGAGGAGGAGGAGGAGGGGGAGAGGCUUCGACCGCUGCGGCGGCGGCUGCCGCCGCCGCCAGCCGCCCUGGGCGGCGUGGCUGGGGUCGAGAUCUGGGUUAACGUGGUGUGUGUGUGUGUGUUGCCGUGCCCACAUGAAGAAGCGUGUGACUUUGUCUAUUGCUCCAUUGUAAGUUUUGUUAGCUCGCUGAGAGGGCCGCUCGUGUCAUUGUGUUACUGGGGCAGCGCGACUGCGGGAGCGGCUUUCCUCGCGGCAUGUGGGCUCCGAAUGGACCAGGUCGUCAAAAAACGGCCUAUCAAAACGGGCGUGAAGCAGCCUUUGCUUAACGAGGUCCAACUCAGGCAUCUGGAACCCUUUCACCAUACAAUCCCAGCUCCUUCAGGGAAGAUAUCAUCUGAAAGUGGGUUCGAAUUUAUGGAAAGCAUCGGCAGGGUGGUGCCCUAA